Messenger RNA from Pogoniulus pusillus (Red-fronted tinkerbird), 4172 nucleotides. RefSeq names its product bone morphogenetic protein 7 (gene BMP7). The transcript is spliced from 7 exons. Bases 1 to 1398 code for a protein of 465 amino acids. Gene Ontology annotation, molecular function: cytokine activity; growth factor activity. Lineage: Eukaryota; Metazoa; Chordata; Aves; Piciformes; Lybiidae. The record is from RefSeq and is a predicted model, not a curated record. Gene Ontology annotation, biological process: BMP signaling pathway. Gene Ontology annotation, cellular component: extracellular region.
AUGCCGGUGGGGCGCGUCCCGCGGCGGGGCAGCCCCGCGCCCCCCGCGCCGCCCCUCCGCAGCCGCCGCCGUCGCAGCCGCGCCGCGAUGCCGGCGGCGGGGCGCGGGCAGCCCGCCUCCUGGCUCCUGGUGCUGGGCGCAGCCGCCCCCGCCCUCUGGCUGCGCUGUGUCCUGGCCGACUUCACGGUGGACAACGAGGUGCACUCCAGCUUCAUCCACCGGCGGCUGCGCGGCCCCGAGCGCCGCGAGAUGCAGCGGGAGAUCCUCUCCAUCCUCGGCCUGCCGCACCGACCACGGCCCCACCUCCACGGCAAGCACAACUCGGCCCCCAUGUUCAUGCUGGACCUCUACAAUGCCAUGUCCGUGGAGGAGGGGGCGGCGGGGGCCGCCGCUGAGGAGGGCGAGGGCUUCUCCUACCCCUACAAGCCCAUCUUCAGCACCCAGGGGCCGCCCCUGGCCAGCCUGCAGGACAGCAACUUCCUCACCGAGGCUGACAUGGUCAUGAGCUUCGUCAACUUGGUGGAGCAUGACAGAGAGUUUCACCAUCAGCGCUGCCACUACCGAGAGUUCAGGUUUGAUCUCUCCAGAAUCCCAGAGGGGGAAGCGGUGACGGCAGCCGAGUUCAGGAUAUAUAAGGAUUAUAUCCGCGAACGCUUCGAUAACGAAACGUUCCAGAUCAGCGUCUACCAGGUGCUGCAGGAGCACCCGGGAAGGGACUCAGAUUUGUUCCUGCUCGACUCUCGAACAAUCUGGGCUGCAGAAGAAGGGUGGCUGGUGUUUGACAUUACUGCAACCAGUAAUCACUGGGUGGUGAAUCCACAACACAAUCUUGGCCUGCAGCUAUCUGUGGAAGGUAUUGAUGGGCAAAGCAUCAAUCCCAAACUGGCGGGUCUCAUUGGAAGGCAUGGCCCACAGAACAAGCAGCCGUUCACAGUGGCCUUUUUCAAAGCCACCGAGGUCCAUCUCCGCAGCAUUCGCUCCACGGGAGGGAAGCAAAGGAGCCAGAACCGAUCAAAAACGCCAAAGAACCAAGAAGCUUUCCGGGUGUCCAACAUUGCAGAGAACAGCAGCAGCGACCAGCGCCAAGCCUGCAAGAAGCAUGAGCUCUACGUCAGCUUCAGGGACCUGGGGUGGCAGGACUGGAUCAUUGCUCCAGAGGGCUAUGCUGCAUAUUACUGUGAAGGAGAAUGUGCUUUCCCCUUGAAUUCAUACAUGAAUGCUACAAAUCAUGCCAUUGUACAGACACUGGUUCACUUUAUAAACCCAGAGACUGUGCCGAAACCCUGCUGUGCUCCUACACAACUCAAUGCCAUCUCAGUGCUCUAUUUUGAUGACAGCUCCAAUGUUAUCUUAAAAAAAUACAGGAACAUGGUGGUACGAGCAUGUGGCUGUCAUUAGAUUUGUAGGAAAGAAAAAUGGUAUUUGUGAGGAGUGUUUUUGUAUGGCUAUGUGGGGGAGGGGAAAAGGUUAGCACUCCAGCAAUGGGUUUAAAAAAAUCCCAAACAGUUUUGUAGGACUGGGCUUCUGAAAGUUCAGACAAUGGAACAGUUUCUGAAUCUAAGUGGCUUUUGGACACAUUUUGUUUUAGUUUGUUACAGACAAUGAGCUUGUAAACUGAGACAAGCCAGAGAAACCAUUUAAAACCAAAUCUGCCUACAAAAUCGGCUCCUACAGUACAUACUUCUGCAAAUAAGUCUUUCUGAAGAUUGCAAGCUCACCAGUGUUGAUUAUGAAUUAGAAAGUAAUCAUCUAUCAAAGGUGAGAAUGUGCUGUGACUAAUAAGCAUGCAUAGUUCCUGUAACACAGUUUGCAAUAAAGUGAACAAAACAUACCUGGAGUGAACAGGUAUUUUGUUAGAGAAUGAUUACUUCCAUCCCUCUGUUUGCUUCUAAUUUGUAAGCAAAAACAAAGAUUAAUUACAUGAAACUUUCAGUUUUAGACUACAGUAACAAAAACUAUACUUGAAUUAAUGCAAAUUUAAAGGCUGGGUCUUAAGGAAAAGAACACCAACACAAAACCUCCAAGAAGUUUCUAAUUGGCAAGCAAAAGAACUGAAGACAAUAAUUCCAAAGAGCAAGACUUUUUGAGCCUACUUCUUUUGAUCAACAGGGAAGGAAAUUUCCUCUAGCAACCAGAAUGAAUUAGAAUAGCUAUGAACUUGUAACAGGAGUGCAGCAAAAUGUUAAGAAACAGAGAUUAAACUUCACGUUUAGCUGGGUUAAUCCUAUGCAGCUAUGGAGUUGUGAAAGCCAGCUCAAGAUCCUGCUCCUGUUUGGAAAAUGUCCAUUGACUUCAGUGACAUAACAAGUUCCAAUGCCUUCCCCAAACAGGCAGGCUUAAGUGCAGAAGGUGCUCUAAGAUGGGACGUACACCCAGCACCACACAGACGUGGCUAGAAACAAGCUAGGAAACCUUGCUUCCCAGGGUCAGUGUUUUUGAUGCCCUCCUGCUUUACUAUUGGCUUAACUUUAAAAACAAAACAAAAAGACAAAACCAAAAUUAAAAAAACAAUUCAAGAGUUACACCAAAAAAACUAGAAUCAGGGGCAAGAAAAUGUCCCCUUGAGGCUUUUCUUUUUAGUUCUUUUAAAGUCACAGGUUACACAAACAUCACACUUAUGUAAUUAAAGCUCAAUUAAAGUUGUUGUGGUGAGGAAUACGAAGUAGCAAUAUUCAAUCAUGAGCUAAUUCAACACUUUGGCGUACAUCGUGAUUACAAAAGUAGAACUGGCAUAUGUGUCACCCAGGAGAUAAAAAGGAAAAUUCUAUCCAUUGAAACACCAGAUCCUCAGCACACCCAGCUCUACAUUUCCCAACUUCAAAACCCUAAACCUCCAACAGCUGGGUUCAGAACAUAAUAAAUCCCUGGAGGUGGAUCUCUCUGCUCAGUGAGUGGACAGGGUGAUGCAGCCACAGUGGGAACUUGGCUCAGUAUCUUGCCUUAGAGGAGAGUUAGGGAAAGAAGAUAAAUGAACACAAAUACCUGAUUCUGGAAGACAGUCACUGCUCUUCCUCCUUUAAGUUGCAGAUCAAAUCCAUGCCAGAUGCCUCACUUUAAAAAGAAUAAGCAAAGGAACAAAAAAAAAAUACUCUCUACUAUAUAAAUUGGAAACUUGUUUCUGAUGGUCUAAUUCUAAUCUCAUUUAAGUCAAUUGCUGUUUUCCCAUCAGUUUUCUCAGUAGCAGGAUCAGGCUUAUGGGAAAGUGGGAGUCUGUCCAUAACAUAGGUAGGUUUUAGACUGGGGCCUCAGUGAGCAGUUGCCUCAUUGCAAGAUGUGCCCCAGCUUCUGACCCAGAUGACUCAAACAUCUGCAGGAUCAGCCUGGCCAUGGCAUGCAUGUUCCUCCAGCACAACUCCAACAAACUUCCUAACUGUCCCAAGGUGAAGCUUGAACCAAAUGGUUACAGCCAGACAAUUGGCAGGACAACAGCUGAAGCCAGAAGACUCUCUCCCUGGAGCCUGCAGGCAAGACCAUAUGCAAUAAACAGCCAAAACUGCCCUCAGUGUAUCUCUUACUUCGAGAGAGGUAUAGAAACCACACAGAUGGGAAGCAUCUUUUGACAUUUUAUACUUAUAUACACCAGUGCUUCUGUAAACCUCCUAAAGGAAGUUAAGAUGCUGUCUAGAAAGUUAAAAGCUAAUCAUGCCUAAACUUCCACUAUUUAGUAGUCAAGGGUUAGUUUUUCUUGUGGGUGUUUGAGUGUUGGUGGUCACUGCGUUGGUGUUUUGCAUUUUUAACUUGGACCAGAGUAUCUUGCUGUAUAGGGUUCAUAUAUUAAAUAUUAUGUGGGGGAUUGUUUCUGGUUUGGUUUUCGUUUGGGUUGUUUGCUGUUGUUGCUGUUUUGGUGGUUGUUUUUUUUUUCCUAAACAUAAUAACAGGAUUUCUGUUGCUAGGCUCAACAUCAGCUUCACUGUUUGUACAUUUUUAUGUAAAUAGUUGUCACAAGCUGAAGAAGAAUUAUUUAUUUCCAUCUCUGAAUUCCUUUUCAAUCACAUCCAGGAAAAAGGAUUCUCGGUUCCUAAACACAUUUGUUUCCUUAUUUAAGAAAGAUAUUUAUUAACAGUUGGCAAAAAUGCAUACACAUUUCUGGUUCUUUUCAUAGAGCAGUUGUCAGAAGCCUUUUGUACAAACUAGUAAAAUAAAUCAUUGCAACUUUACAAAAGAUAUCCCAA